AUGUCGGAAUCAAAUAAGUCAGAAACGUCAUCCUUUAUAGGAUCAAACAAUUCUCACCAUCCUGUAGGAAAGGUUGAAAUUGCUGGUGAAGGUGGAGAAUUCGUUAUUAUCAACAAACAUAAGUAUUACAGACAUGACCUUAUGGCUGCUUUUGGUGGUAAUUUACAACCAGGUGCUGCUCCAUAUCCUACCGUAAACAUCAAUCCUGCCCCACUUGGAUUAUGUGGAUUCGCUUUAACUACAUUUGUAUUAUCCUUAUAUAAUGCCCAAGCAAUGAGUAUUAAAAUCCCUAAUGUGGUUGUAUCACUUGCUUGUUUUUAUGGAGGUGCUGCGCAAUUCCUUGCUGGUCUUAUGGAAUUCCUUAGUGGGAAUACAUUUGGUUUUACGGCGUUGACGUCGUAUGGAGCUUUUUGGUUAAGUUUUGCUGCUAUUUUUAUCGAAAGUUUCGGUAUUGGAGCUGCAUAUACAGGUUUUGAAGAACAACUCCCCAAUGCCCUUGGAUUCUAUUUAAUGGGCUGGGCAAUUUUUACCAUGCUUUUAUGGUUAAAUACAUUUAAAGCAACUGUUCCAUUUUCAGCAUUGUUUUUCUUUUUAUUUGUAACAUUUUUAUUAUUGGCUGGUGGUGAAUUCAGUGGGAAAACAGGUGUUAGUAGAGCUGGUGGUGUUUUUGGUGUUAUCACUGCAUUUAUUGCUUGGUGGAAUGCUUAUGCGGGUGUGGCCACUCCACAAAACUCAUACUUCCAAGUACUUUAUAUCCCAAUGCCAGGGAAUCAAAUGAAACCAUAA
This is a messenger RNA of Hemisphaericaspora subhashii, 786 nucleotides long. RefSeq names its product acetate uptake transporter family protein. The transcript has a single exon. NCBI's taxonomy places the organism in Eukaryota, Fungi, Ascomycota, Pichiomycetes, Serinales, Debaryomycetaceae. Gene Ontology annotation, cellular component: plasma membrane. Gene Ontology annotation, molecular function: acetate transmembrane transporter activity. The coding region runs from base 1 to 786 and encodes 261 amino acids. The record is from RefSeq and is a predicted model, not a curated record.